Messenger RNA from Rattus rattus (black rat), 1463 nucleotides. Its product is annotated as epididymal-specific lipocalin-12. The record is from RefSeq and is a predicted model, not a curated record. Gene Ontology annotation, molecular function: small molecule binding. The transcript is spliced from 9 exons. Gene Ontology annotation, biological process: complement activation. Lineage: Eukaryota; Metazoa; Chordata; Mammalia; Rodentia; Muridae. Bases 443 to 1420 code for a protein of 325 amino acids. Gene Ontology annotation, cellular component: membrane attack complex.
UCUUAACUUUCUAGCUCGCAGAACAGUACUCGCUCCUGGGUACCCGAAAGGACCGCUGUAAUGAGCCAGGCUCAGCUGGGCGGGUUUGGGACUCUGCCCCUGCUCUCUCUGCUGCUAAGCUUUGAACAAGUGGCUUUUUAUGAGCAUGUUGUUGUUCGUUGUGGGUGUAAAGACAGUUAUUGCGUGCAAAGGGUUGAGCACUGACCUCAAGUGGAAAUAGGGGUGCAGAGGACAACUCUAACUUUGCACUUGGGACACAAUGUCAAGCUCCUGUCAAGGCUAGGUUCUAGGGUGGACCCUGGCUUGGGUUGGGGGUUCAAUAAUCGGAAGACAGAUGUGAACUUCUGGACUGUGCUUCCUGUGGCACUGGACAGUGGACUCUGACCUAGAACAGUGCACCCCUCCACCUCCCUGUCCUAUCACCUACUGUCACAGAACGGCCAUGCUGUUCCCCGGGGCUGUUUUAUUCUUCACCCUGAUCUUGAUGGCCAGUUCGCUGGGCCAAAGGACUCGAAAACCUUAUGGGUCUACAUCCCCCAUCAGCACCAUCCAGGCCCAGGCCAAUUUCAAUGCUCAGCAGUUUGCAGGGACAUGGCUCCUUGUGGCUGUGGGCUCUGCAUGCCGCUUUCUUCAGGAGCAGGGACACCGGGCUGAGGCCACUACAUUGCACAUAGCUCCCCAGGGUGCAGCUAUGGCUGCCAGCACCUUCCGAAAGCUAGAUGGGAUCUGUUGGCAGGUGCGCCAACUCUAUGGAAUCACAGGGGUCCCUGGCCGCUUCUUGCUCCAAGCUCCACGGGCCCGUGGGCCAGUACAUGUGGUUGUUGCUGAGACCGACUACCAGAGCUUCGCCAUCCUGUAUCUGGAGCAGGCGAGGAGGCUGUCUGUGAAACUAUACACCCGCACACUGCCUGUGAGUGAUUCUGCCCUGAAUGCGUUUGAGCAGCGAGUCAGGGGAGCCAACCUGACAGAAGACCAGAUCUUUUUCUUUCCCAAGUAUGACAACACCUACAAGAGAGAGCACCGGCCUUUGCUGCAUUCCUUCAUCACGUUGUUCAAGCUGAGAGACAACAGUGAGUUUCAGGUGACCAACUUCAUGACUCGGGGCAAGCAUUGCAGCACUUGGUCCUAUACCCUGAUCCCAACAAACAAGCCUGGGCAAUUCACCAGGGACAACAGAGGGUCAGGGCCUGGGGCAGACAAAGAAAACAUACAGGUCAUAGAGACAGACUACGUCAAGUUCGCCCUGGUGCUGUCCCUCAGACAGGCAAGCAACCAGAACAUCACAAGGGUCAGCCUUCUGGGUAGAGACUGGAAGAUAACUCAUAAGACAAUAGACAGGUUCAUCUGCCUGACCAAGACCCAAAACCUCACAAAGAACAACUUUCUCUUCCCUGAUUUAACUGGUAAUGGGUUUGUAUGAAGAGGGUGAUGGGGUCUGGAGACCCUAGACAAUGGUGGCACCU